Theobroma cacao (cacao) is the source of this 1601-nucleotide messenger RNA. RefSeq names its product eukaryotic initiation factor 4A-III (gene EIF4A-III). The record is from RefSeq and is a predicted model, not a curated record. Gene Ontology annotation, molecular function: RNA helicase activity; nucleic acid binding; ATP binding. Lineage: Eukaryota; Viridiplantae; Streptophyta; Magnoliopsida; Malvales; Malvaceae.
ACCCUAGCAAUGGCAUCGUAAUCUUUCACCUCACAUUUCUAAUAAUCUUUUCCUUUUCUUGGAGCCCGCCCUUUUAUUGUACCCCUGUUUUGCCAGCCCUUCUCGUUUUCCCUCUUUGAGCGAGAGCUUAGUCACAGCCAAAGAAACCGAGGGAUGGCAGCGGCGGGGACAACGAGCCGAGCGGCUCGGAGGAUGGGAGCCGAGGAUGACAAGCUAGUUUUCGAGACGACGGAAGGAAUCGAGCCGAUACUCAGUUUCGAUCAGAUGGGGCUAAAAGACGAUCUCCUCCGUGGAAUCUACAAUUACGGCUUUGAAAAGCCAUCGGCAAUCCAGCAGAGAGCCGUGAUGCCAAUAAUCAACGGCCGCGAUGUGAUUGCUCAAGCUCAGUCUGGUACCGGCAAAACUUCCAUGAUUGCUCUCACCGUUUGCCAAGUGGUCGACACCGCUAGCAGAGAGGUUCAAGCAUUGAUCUUGUCGCCGACAAGGGAACUGGCAUCUCAAACGGAGAAAGUGAUACGGACAAUUGGUGAUUUUAUGAAUAUACAAGCACACGCAUGUAUUGGGGGCAAAAGUGUGGGCGAAGAUAUAAGAAAGCUAGAAAACGGAGUUCAUGUAGUGUCAGGAACUCCUGGUAGAGUUUGUGAUAUGAUCAAGAGGAGAACCCUGCGUACGAGGGCUAUUAAACUAUUGAUUCUUGAUGAAUCUGAUGAGAUGUUGAGCCGAGGGUUCAAAGAUCAAAUUUAUGAUGUUUACAGACAUCUUCCACCAGAGCUUCAGGUUUGUUUGAUAUCUGCUACCCUCCCUCAUGAAAUCUUGGAAAUAACAAGCAAGUUUAUGACAGAUCCUAUAAGGAUCCUCGUGAAGCGUGAUGAGUUGACUCUGGAGGGAAUUAAGCAAUUUUUUGUUGCAGUUGAAAGAGAGGAGUGGAAGUUUGAUACGCUAUGUGAUCUUUAUGAUACACUGACAAUCACCCAAGCUGUUAUUUUCUGCAAUACAAAACGAAAGGUUGAUUGGCUUACUGAGAAGAUGCGUAGCAAUAACUUUACGGUAUCAUCAAUGCAUGGGGAUAUGCCUCAGAAGGAAAGAGAUGCAAUUAUGGAUGAGUUUCGAGAAGGUGCUACCCGUGUUCUUAUCACAACAGAUGUUUGGGCCAGGGGGCUUGAUGUUCAACAGGUGUCCCUGGUGAUCAAUUAUGACCUUCCAAACAAUCGAGAGCUUUACAUCCAUAGGAUUGGUCGUUCUGGUCGUUUUGGACGAAAGGGUGUUGCUAUUAAUUUUGUAAAAAGUGACGACAUCAAGAUUCUUAGAGAUAUAGAGCAGUAUUACAGUACGCAGAUCGAUGAAAUGCCAAUGAAUGUUGCGGAUCUGAUAUAAGAAUGCUUUCUAAGUGCUUGGAUCGAAUGAUAUGGUUUGAGUAGGAUUUAUGCCCCUUGUGUAAUUGAAUUCUCUGUGUAGUUGCAUUAUCUAUCCUGUGUGAUUGGGUUGUACACUGCGUGGAGGUGCUUUGGUGACAAGAAACACAUUGUAGUUUAGGCAUCAACUAUCAAAAAGAUUGUGAUUUAUUUGCUUUUACCCUGUUGAAUGCGUUUGGAUUUGCUCAA